UCAGGCGAUGACUCGCCGCCAACCCGCAACCGCCCAGGCGAACACGUGAGCGUCGGAGAUAUAGACCCGGCGGUCUGCCGACCAGAGCCAGUUGAACGUCGGUGGCUUGUUGGUGCAGACAGGAUUUCGUUGGAAAACGUCAAAGGAGCUAGUGAACGUCAUUGAAAAUGGCCCCAAACAUCACAUCUACGCCGACGGGCGUUCCGUAUGGUAAUUCGAUUCUGGAAUCAAAGCAGAUGGAUCUGAACGAAGGGGAAGAGAAAAAGCCUGCACCUGAGUACAAGAGACAGAUUGUUUGGCGGAAUGUCCUCCUUUUUGCUUAUUUGCAUUUUGCGGCAUUGUAUGGUGCUUACCUGAUGUUCAGCUCCGCGAAAAUUCUGACCAGCAUUUUCGCGAUCUUAAUGUACCAAGUAUCGGGCUUGGGUAUCACUGCUGGUGCGCAUAGACUUUGGUCCCACCGUUCCUACCAAGCACGUUGGCCCCUUAGAGUCUUGCUGAUGGUCUUUAACACACUAGCUUUCCAGAACCACAUCUUUGAGUGGGCUCGUGAUCAUAGAGUGCAUCACAAAUUCACAGACACAAAUGCUGAUCCCCACAACGCAACCCGGGGUUUCUUCUUCUCACAUGUAGGUUGGCUCAUGGUACGGAAGCAUCCAGACGUGAUGCUCAAGGGAAAGCAGAUAGAUCUGAGUGAUCUGGAAAGAGAUUCUGUUGUUCAGUUUCAAAAGAAGUAUUAUUUGAUCCUGAUGCCUGUUCUGUGCUUUCUCAUACCAACUUGCAUCCCAGUCUAUUGCUGGGGUGAGACGUGGAAAAAUGCAUGGUUUGUGGCAACAAUGUUUAGAUACACUCUCACUCUCAACAUAUCGUGGCUUGUGAACAGUGCAGCUCACAUGUGGGGGAACAAACCAUACGACAAGUUCAUCAACCCUGCUGAGAACUUAAGUGUAGCAGUUCUUGCUCUGGGAGAGGGCUGGCACAAUUACCAUCACGUAUUCCCGUGGGACUACAAGACAGCUGAGUUGGGUACUUACUCGACGAAUUUUACGACAGCCUUCAUAGACUUUAUGGCCCGCAUCGGCUGGGCGUAUGACCUCAAGACUGUUCCACUGGAGAUGGUGAAGAGGCGAGCUCAGAGAACGGGUGACGGCACGCACAGCAGUGCUGCGGAACAAAAUCAUGGUCAUGGACACAGCCAUGAGGGUGGUGUGUGGGGCUGGGGAGAUCGCGACAUCCCGGCGGAGGACACAGAAUUGAUAACUGGUGUUCAGGAAUCUGCUGAGCCGUCCUUAACAGCAGAGACCACUGUGACAUCAGCUUUGCUGGAUGGAGAAGCUGUUCCAGAGGAGGAGGAGAAGGAUGACGAGGUCGAUGAGGCAGCUGCUGCAACAGUAACAGAAACAACUGAUGGUGUGAAGGAAAAAUGCUGCUAAAUAUUCCAGGGUGUGUGAAAUGAAAGACUGCAGGAAUGCUCAUCUUGUGUACUGUUUGGAAAAUUCAAGAGUUGAUACCUGUGAGCAGCCCUUAUAGUAGACUUAUUAGAUGCAGCUUAGUUUUUGUUUGAUUUUGGAAUAAAUUUUUCAUUAUGUAUGGCACAAGUACUAGUUGAAUGUGAGUAGGAGAAAAUCUUACCCAAACCUCUCAUGGCUGUGUUGUCAGAAGUGGCAGAAAUAUUUUAAAUGUUUUAACUGUUUCUGGAUGGAGGGAAAAUGACAAAAUACCAGUGACAGUAUUGUUGAACUUGUUGAGAAUUCCCCAUUCGGCAUACAGCUUAUUAUGUUUUGUGUUGUACAAAUGGGAAUUGUUUGAAAUAAAUAUAAAAACUCUUAAUGAUCUGUCUUGGAGUGACAAAAAAAAUUCCACUCUUCCAUUCAUGUGGACUCCUUAUUUUUCAAGGAAAGUGUGAACAAAAAUUUGAUGUUAUGCAAGUUGCUUUUGCAAGAAAUUAUUGUUCAGAUUAUUUAAGAAAUUUGAUUUAGCCAUUUUAAAAGUAAUAAGAUUAACAUUUGUAGAUGGCAGAGAAAUUCUUAUUUAAUUGAACUUUGUAUUUCACUAAAGGUAUUUUUGUUUUGUUACUGUGUAUGUACAAUUCUUGAUUAUGUAAUUCUCAUACAUUGAAUGUAUGUAGUAAUUCAUAAUUGUUGCAUUCCAAGAACACAGUGGGGUGCAACCAUUGUGUAUCUGAUACAGUGGCACACACAGCAUAAAUCUGUGCCUGCCAAUUGUUAUUUUGCACUUUUAAACUUGAACAACAAAAAUGUUUGUGUUGUGGCCCUACCUGCACUUGGAAGACAUUUGUGUUAUGUUUCUCUCCUGUCUUUCUUCCUGUUACAUCUUCCACUAAGUGGUUUCUGUGUUAAUUUAUAAGUGUGUUACGUGCACUUCGCAUUGAAUCACAUUACUCUAAAGCUGUGGUAUUUUUAUAAAAUAAAUGUGAAAUUGAAGAA
This is a messenger RNA of Schistocerca cancellata (South American locust), 2444 nucleotides long. Its product is annotated as acyl-CoA Delta-9 desaturase-like. Gene Ontology annotation, cellular component: endoplasmic reticulum membrane. Gene Ontology annotation, biological process: unsaturated fatty acid biosynthetic process. NCBI's taxonomy places the organism in Eukaryota, Metazoa, Arthropoda, Insecta, Orthoptera, Acrididae. The record is from RefSeq and is a predicted model, not a curated record. Bases 168 to 1430 code for a protein of 420 amino acids. Gene Ontology annotation, molecular function: stearoyl-CoA 9-desaturase activity; iron ion binding. The transcript has 6 exons.